Molecule: messenger RNA, 1428 nt
Organism: Daphnia pulex (common water flea)
Lineage: Eukaryota; Metazoa; Arthropoda; Branchiopoda; Diplostraca; Daphniidae
Product: trimeric intracellular cation channel type 1B.1-like
Exons: 8
Coding region: 193-1038 (281 amino acids)
Biological process (GO): potassium ion transmembrane transport
Cellular component (GO): membrane
Molecular function (GO): identical protein binding; potassium channel activity
Source: RefSeq, a predicted model, not a curated record
ACUGGCAAGCUCGAAACCGGUAUGGGAAAACCAAGGGAAAAACGAACGACAUCACGAGAAUCUGGAUCAGUGUUAAUUUCGACUUCGUACCUUCACUCGGUGACUCGGACAUUAAUGUUUUUUUAGUAAUUGAGAGUUGAAUUAACUAUUGAGCGUUUUAAUUAAUAUUGCGAGUUCCCACAUUUUUUCAAAAUGAUCGACCCAGAAGCUUUCCUGGACCUUGCCAAUCAGGUCACCAAGUUAAAGAUGUGGCCAUAUUUUGAUAUUGCCCAUUGUAUAAUGGCCUGCUUGGCUGUUAGAGAAGAUUUGGGAACUGGAUCUAUCCCAUUUUCUAGGAAACACCCGAUAGCUUGCUGGCUGUCCACCAUGAUGGUGACUUUUGCUGGAGGUUUUCUGGCUGCCCUUUUCCUUGGUGAACCACUCCUGGAACCAUUCAGAAACACACAAUCUGUUUUGCUAGCUACUGCUGUCUGGUAUGCUAUGUUCUACUCACCAUUUGACAUUAUCUACAAACUGUCAAAGUUUCUCCCUAUCAAAAUAGUGAUUGCAGCCAUGAAAGAAGUGUACAGAUGUAAAAAAGUAUAUGAUGGAGUAAAUCAUGCUGCUAAACUAUUCCCUAAUGCUUGGAUGAUUUUGUUCAUUACUGGUUUAGUUAAAGGUAAUGGUGGAAGUUUCAUCAAAAUCUUGGAGCGCCUUGUCCGGGGUGUAUGGACUCCGACUGCCUUUGAAUUCCUGCAGCCGAGUUUCCCAACUAAGGCCUGUAUAGUAGCCUCAAUCAUCUUCGUUUUGGACAAGAAAACCGAGCUGAUCUCUGCCCCCCAUGCUUUGGUCUAUUUCGGAAUCGUUAUUUUCUUUGUUUAUUUCAAGUUAUCCUCUCUUUUGCUUGGAAUUCAUGAUCCGUUCAUUCCCUUCGAGAAUCUGUGUUGCGCAGUGUUUUUCGGAGGCAUAUGGGAUUCUAUGCAGCGCGCGGUUGGCGGUGGAAGCAAAAGUACCGAUCCUAACGCCAAGAAUGAAGUCCGAGCUACCGUCUCACACUGACAAGGAUCAAAUCGAGUUGCCAAUCCGUCUUCACUGUUUUUUGGUUUCCCCCCACUUCAAAUCUGUUAAAUCAGAUUACUGGAUUGAUCCGUCUUUUAUUUAUUGUCUUGUUUAUUUACAAAUAUUUUGCACUAAUUUCUUUGUGCACUUUACAGUUUUCUUUGAAUGAUUCUAAAUUUUGUUUUCAUAUUCUUUUAUAUCUAUGCAUGAUGAUUAGGAAAAUUUUGACUUUUAUUUCAAGCUAGUCGCCCUCUAAGUUAUGGUGUACUUUAAUUAAUUUUUGUUUUAAAGUUUGGUGCGAGAGGACUGAUUAAUGUAACAUAGUCGUAUUUGAUACCUGUAAAAGUGUGAAUCAUAAAGCCUUGACCCAAUAAAGCCACAUACCUAAAA